Messenger RNA from Lactuca saligna, 1167 nucleotides. The record is from the annotation of a GenBank genome assembly. NCBI's taxonomy places the organism in Eukaryota, Viridiplantae, Streptophyta, Magnoliopsida, Asterales, Asteraceae.
ACUUUUAAUGCUCAUUAAUAGGAGUAAAGCUUAUAUUCAUUAAAAUACUGCAUGUAAAUUUCAUGACUUAAAAUAUCUAAGCGACUAUUCACCUUCCCUUCCACAACAAAAUAACCUCUUUCUAACUCCAUCUUCAUGGACUUCUCUUCAACGCAAGACCUCAAAUCUCAACCUUUAUGGCUCCUUCUUCCACUCGCUCUUGCUUUUCUUUCUCUACUAAAAUCAUCCCUUCAAAUCUUGAAUUGGGUGUUCGUUAAUUUCCUCAGACCCGCUAAAAACCUCAAGAAAUACGGGUCAUGGGCAUUGGUUACGGGUCCUACAGAUGGUAUUGGUAAAGCCUUUGCCUUCCAACUGGCCAGUAAAGGACUAAAUUUGGUUCUUGUGGGUCGGAAUCUUGCUAAACUAAACGAUGUUUCAGAUUUAAUCCGUACUAAAUUCAAACAAACCCGAAUCAAAAUUGUCGUGGUUGAUUUUAGUUGUGAUUUAGAUCAUGGGAUUGAAAGGAUUAAGGAAACGGUUGAUGGUAUAGAUGUUGGGGUUUUGAUAAAUAACGUUGGGGUUUGUUAUCCUUAUGCUAGAUUUUUUCAUGAAGUCGAUGAUAAGUUGAUGUCUGAUUUAAUUAAGGUUAACGUUGAAGGGACGACUAAAGUUACAAAUGUCGUCUUGACUGGAAUGAUCAAGAGAAAGAAAGGAGCUAUUGUUAAUAUUGGGUCGGGUGUUGCAGUUGUUAUGCCUUCUAGUCCUCUUUAUGCACUUUAUGCUGCUACUAAAGCUUACAUCAAUCAAUUUUCAAGGUGCCUCUAUGUCGAAUACAAGAAUAGUGGUAUCGAUGUGCAGUGUCAGAUACCCUUGUAUGUGGCAACAAAGAUGUCUUCCCGUAGAAGGGCAUCCUUGUUUGUUGCAUCAACAGAUGCUUAUGCUCAAGCUGCCAUACGUUUUAUUGGUUAUGAACCACAAUGCAUGCCUUAUUGGCAACAUUCGAUCUUGUGGGCUUUUGCAAGAUUGUUACCAGAGUACAUUAUUCAAGGUUGGUGGAUGGAUAUUGUCGCCGGUAAUAGUGUCGCCACUAAAGGGUUGCCACCCGAAUCAGCGCUUUCCCCCUCUGUUACAUCUGAACCGUUCGAUGAGAUAUCCAAUCCAACGGGUGGGGUGUCUUAUCUUGUCUAA